Paramecium pentaurelia is the source of this 1985-nucleotide messenger RNA. Lineage: Eukaryota; Ciliophora; Oligohymenophorea; Peniculida; Parameciidae. The record is from the annotation of a GenBank genome assembly.
AUGUUUAUCUAGAUACUAUUUUUAGUACUUACAUUAUAAAAAUCAUAAACCUAAAAGGUUAAUGAAUAGAACACACAAAUUACAUUCUUAGAAAAUUAAAAUUUCAAAAAAUAGGAUCCAUAUGAAAUCAAUUAUGAGGAGGAAGAACCAUCAGAUAGUAAUGUCUUUUUUUACUUUCACUAAUAUGCCAACUUUAUUACUUGGGCAAUUCUGGUCGAUUUAGGCAUAAUAGCUAAUAGAUAUGGAAUACUAAUAUAAUAUAAAAUUGAAGUGCACGCAAUAAUUAUGACAUUAGUGAUUAUACCCUCGGUCAUAGCUGAAUUUUUUAUGAUCUUUGCAGAUGGGGAGCCUGAACUUUAUGGUUAAGAAAGUUUAGAAGAUAUACAUGGCCUGCUUGGUUUCUUUUUCUUGGGAGUAAUAAUAGUAUAGGUAAUUGGAGGCAUAGUAUUAAAGUUUUGUAUAUUAUCAAUAAAGAUGUAGAAUCAUCUAAAAAUAAAAUCCAUUUUGCAUAUUUAUUUAGGAUACGCUAUAUAUAUCCUUGGCAAAAUUUAGUUAGGUUUUGGAUAUUACUUGUCCUAUACGAAUGCACCCAAUGAAGGGUAAGGCAGUUUAACUUCAUUUUGGUGCGUGUACUCUUUGAUGUUUUUUUGGAGAAUAAUAUUUGAAUUUUUGUAUUAAAAUGGAAAAAUUUACUAAUUGUUCAAAUAAUAGAAGGAGAGGCCAAGAUAGCAUUCGGGUACUCUUUAGGACUCAUUAUUAAUCUAAUAUAUUGAGUAAAAUGGUAUGUUCUUCUUUAUUAUUAUUUAGAGCAAUCCUAACUUAUCAAUGAAUUUUAAAAUAAAUUUUGGGUGAUUUUCAAUAAUGAAAUUAUUGAUUUAACUGAGUUUGUACAUCCAGGAGGUCAAUAUAUAUGGAAUAAAGUGAAAGGUAGAGAAAUUUCUCGAUUUCUUUAUGGUAGUUGCGGAUUAGAGGAUGAAUCUGCCAAAUAAUAUUAGCAUACUAAAAAUGCAAUAGUUUUAUUGAAAAACAAUGUUAUUGGAACAUUAAAUUCAAUUGCAUUUACAAUUCCUAUUGGUGAAAGUGCAGAAAAUACUUGCACAUAAUGGAAAUUAAAUACAAUUACAAUUUUAAAUGAUAAAACAAGCUAUUUUGGAUUCUUGAAUCCGCAAUUUAGAAUAAUAUCACAAUUCACUUCAAUUCAUUCAUUUGGGAAGUAUUUUUAACUAAAAUCGCUUGAAUCUAAAAACAUUCCAAUUAGAUAGUACACAUGUGUUUCAUCUAUGGCUCCAGAAAAUGUUGAAUAUAGAAGGGAACUUGUAAAAUAUGUUGAGUCUAUUGUUAAUAAUAAUUAAUAAGCAAAAGCACCACUAUAACCUAAAUACUUGAAUGAGCUUCCAAUGAUAAUUAAAUAUUAUGAUUCUUAGAAUGGAUUCUCAAAAUAUAUUCAUAAUCAUAAGGGUGAGUUUUAUGACAUCCAGGGACCAUAUGGACCACCCCAUGGUAUUCCAAAUAGAGGAAAAAUUGUGAUUAUUAGUGGAGGCACUGGAAUAUUUCCAUUUUUGGAUCUUUUGGACUUUCUUUUGAAAAGCAUUACUUACUCAAUCACUUUGAAUAAAUAUGGAAAAUAAAUUGCUGAUAAUUUGAAUCCUUAUGAUUGUUAAUUUAACACUAAUGUCCAUGUUACUCUAUUUUUUGCAGUGGCUAAUAGAUCAGAAUUAAUUGGAUCAGAUAUACUUUUUCCAAUAAUAUAAAUAUAAAAGCAUUUAGAAAAAGAAGUUUUAAGAUUAAUAAUCAAAAUCAGAGAAAAAAUUGAUGGAAUUGAAACAAUAAAUGAUAGAUAUAGCAAAGAAAUGUUUGGUAGAGUAUUAGGCAAUAAUUUGGAUUAUUAAAGAUAUUUAAUUUGUGGACCACCUCAAAUGUAAGCUUCUGUUCCGCCAAUCCUUCGAGAAAUGGGUGUUUAAGACCACCUUAUUCAUUUCAUUUGA